Messenger RNA from Ochotona princeps (American pika), 3951 nucleotides. RefSeq names its product fibronectin type III domain containing 3A (gene FNDC3A). The record is from RefSeq and is a predicted model, not a curated record. NCBI's taxonomy places the organism in Eukaryota, Metazoa, Chordata, Mammalia, Lagomorpha, Ochotonidae. Gene Ontology annotation, molecular function: protein binding. The coding region runs from base 340 to 3930 and encodes 1196 amino acids. The transcript has 26 exons.
CGGCUCGCCGACUCUGGGCUCCUCCUCCCGGCUCCGUCCGUAGUAAGCAUGGCGGCGGCGGCGUUCGUGGUCCCUCGGGUGAAACAGAAAGCGGGAGCUACGCGGAGAGGGAGCGAAGAGCGAGGCUGAGGCGGCGCCGUCACUGCCGGGAAACAACCCCAACAGUCAGCGCGCCGGCGGCCGCGGCGGCCCUGAGAGCUGGCUCUGCCUCUGAGGUAGCCAGCGCUCGAUCAGGAACCCGAGGAAGAGGCGUCAGGGGAGCCGCCUUCCUCUGCCUCAGAGCAGCGGCGUGACUAGGAGAAUUGGAAAGUGAUCCAGUAUAUUGAUGUCUCGUUGAUAAUGGCAGAACAUCCACCACUUCUGGAUACAACUCAGAUUUUAAGUAGUGAUAUUUCUCUUCUGUCUGCCCCGAUUGUAAGUGCAGAUGGAACACAGCAGGUUAUACUGGUUCAAGUUAAUCCGGGAGAAGCUUUUACAAUUCGAAGAGAAGAUGGACAAUACCAGUGCAUUACAGGUCCAGCUCAGGUUCCAAUGAUGUCCCCAAAUGGUUCUGUGCCUCCUAUUUAUGUGCCUCCUGGAUAUGCCCCACAGGUUAUUGAAGACAAUGGUGUUCGGCGAGUUGUUGUGGUUCCUCAGGCCCCAGAGUUUCACCCUGGGGGUCACACAGUCAUCCACCGCACUCCACACCCUCCUCUUCCCGGUUUCAUUCCUGUCCCAACCAUGAUGCCCCCUCCACCACGCCACAUGUACUCCCCAGUCACCGGAGCUGGAGACAUGGCGACACAAUAUAUACCACAGUAUCAGUCUUCACAAGUGUAUGGAGAUGUAGAUGCUCAUUCUGCACAUGGAAGAUCCAAUUUUAGAGAUGAAAGAUCUAGUAAAACAUAUGAACGUUUGCAGAAGAAAUUAAAGGAUCGCCAAGGAACACAGAAAGAUAAAAUGAACAGCCCACCAUCAUCACCCCAAAAAUGCCCUUCUCCCACAAAUGAACAUAAUGGACUAAUAAAAGGACACAGUGCUAGUAGCACAAACACAGGCUCAGCGAAAAACAAGUCAGGGAAAGGAAGAAGUGCAGUCGAUGCAGAAAUAGAAGAAAAGGAUGAAGAAACUAAAGCAUUUGAAGCACUUCUUUCCAACAUUGACAAACCAGCUGCCUCAGACAUCCAGGCAAGGUCAAUAGUACUUACCUGGUCAGCACCUUCCAGCAUGGCUAAUGGCGAAACAGAUGAAACUUCUGUACCAGAGCUCUAUGGUUAUGAAAUCCUGCUGUCUAGUUCUGGCAAAGAUGGGAAAUACAAAAGUGUAUAUGUAGGAGAAGAAACAAGUGUCACUCUAAAUGAUCUCAAACCAGCCACAGAUUACCAUGCAAAAGUACAAGCAGAAUACAGUUCUAUGAAGGGAACUCCUUCAGAAGCUGAAAGCUUUACCACCUUGAGCUGUGAACCUGACAUCCCUAAUCCACCACGAAUAGCCAACCGGACCAAAAACUCACUCACUUUGCAAUGGAAGGCACCUAGUGACAAUGGUUCUAAAAUCCAGAGCUUUCUUUUAGAAUGGGAUGAGGGAAAAGGAAAUGGAGAAUUUUGUCAGUGUUACAUGGGUGCACAGAAGCAAUUUAAAGUUACUAAACUGUCACCAGCAACGGGCUAUAAAUUCAGACUAUCAGCCAAAAAUGAUUAUGGUACAAGUGGCUUUAGUGAAGAAGUGUUAUAUUACACCUCAGGCUGUGCCCCUUCCAUGCCAGCAAGUCCUGUGUUAACUAAAGCUGGAGUCACCUGGUUAUCCUUACAGUGGAGCAAGCCCUCUGGAACACCAUCAGAUGAAGGAAUUUCUUAUAUUUUAGAGAUGGAGGAAGAAACUUCAGGGUAUGGUUUUAAGCCUAAAUAUGAUGGAGAAGAUCUUGCCUACACAGUGAAAAAUCUCAGACGAAGUACCAAGUAUAAGUUUAAGGUGAUUGCUUACAACUCCGAAGGUAAAAGCAAUCCAAGUGAAAUAGUGGAAUUUACUACCUGCCCUGACAAGCCAGGAGUACCUGUUAAACCUUCAGUUAAAGGAAAGAUACAUUCACACAGUUUUAAAAUAACUUGGGAUCCACCAAAAGACAAUGGAGGGGCAGCCAUCAAUAAGUACGUUGUGGAGAUGUCAGAAGGCCCUAACGGAAACAAAUGGGAUAUGAUAUACAGUGGCGCCACUAGGGAGCAUCUUUGUGACCGACUGAAUCCAGGCUGUUUCUAUCGUUUACGAGUUUACUGCAUCAGUGAUGGAGGACAGAGUGCGGUCUCUGAGUGUUUACUGGUGCAGACUCCGGCUGUGCCUCCAGGCCCCUGCCUCCCUCCCAGAUUACAGGGUAGACCGAAAGCAAAAGAAAUACAGUUACGAUGGGGACUCCCGCUGGUUGAUGGUGGAUCACCCAUUUCCUGUUAUAGUUUGGAAAUGUCGCCUGUAGAAAAAGAUGAAUCCAGGGAAGUUUACCAGGGUUCUGAAUUGGAAUGUACAGUGAGCAGCCUUCUUCCUGGAAAGACAUACAGCUUCCGACUGCGUGCAGCUAACAAAAUGGGGUUUGGACCAUUUUCAGAAAAAUGUGAUAUUACUACAGCCCCUGGGCCACCAGAUCAGUGCAAACCUCCUCACGUAACAUGCAGAUCUGCAACGUGUGCACAAGUUAACUGGGAGGUUCCUUUGAGUAAUGGAACUGAUGUCACUGAAUAUCGACUGGAAUGGGGAGGAGUUGAAGGAAGUAUGCAGAUAUGUUACUGUGGGCCUAGCCUCAGUUAUGAAUUAAAAGGACUCCUACCAGCAACUACCUAUUACUGCAGAGUCCAGGCUCUGAGUGCUGUGGGCGCAGGUCCUUUCAGUGAAGUAGUAGCCUGCGUAACUCCACCAUCGGUUCCUGCCAUUGUGACUUGUCUUCAGGAAAUAAGUGAUGAUGAUAUCGAAGAUCCCCAUUACUCUCCUUCUACAUGCCUUGGGAUAAGCUGGGAAAAGCCUUGUGACCAUGGUUCAGAAAUCCUUGCCUACAGCAUAGACUUCGGAGAUAAACAGCCCUUGACUGUGGGGAAGGUUACAAGCUAUAUUAUAGACAAUUUACAACCAGAUACAACGUACAGAAUACGAAUUCAAGCCUUGAAUAGCCUUGGAGCUGGUCCUUUCAGCCACAUGAUAAAGUUAAAAACUAAGCCCCUCCCUCCUGACCCACCUCGUCUGGAAUGUGUUGCCUUUAACCACCAGAACCUUAAGCUGAAAUGGGGAGAAGGAGCCCCAAAGACCGUGUCAACAGAUUCUGUCCAGUAUCACCUUCAGAUGGAGGAUAAGAAUGGAAGGUUUGUGUCCUUGUACAGAGGACCGUGUCAUACAUACAAAGUACAAAGACUGAAUGAGUCAACAUCAUACAAAUUCUGUAUCCAAGCGUGCAAUGAAGCCGGGGAAGGGCCCCUCUCGCAAGAAUAUAUUUUCACUACUCCAAAAUCUGUCCCAGCUGCCCUGAAAGCCCCCAAAAUAGAGAAAAUAAAUGAUCACGUUUGUGAGAUUACAUGGGAGUGUUUACAGCCAAUGAAAGGUGAUCCAGUUAUUUAUAGUCUUCAAGUUAUGAUGGGAAAAGAUUCAGAAUUCAAACAGAUUUACAAAGGCCCCGAGUCAUCUUUCCGGUAUGCCAGCCUCCAGCUCAACUGUGAAUAUCGCUUCCGCGUGUGCGCCAUUCGCCAGUGCCAAGACCCUGCAGGGCACCAGGAUCUUGUCGGCCCCUACAGUACCACCGUGCUCUUCAUAUCUCAGAGGACUGAACCACCUGCCAGCACCCCCAGGGACUCUGUGGAGAGUACCAGGAGCCGGCGGGCGCUCAGCGACGAGCAGUGUGCCGCGGUCAUCCUGGUGCUGUUCGCAAUCUUUUCCAUCCUAAUUGCCUUUAUCAUUCAGUACUUUGUAAUCAAGUGAAAAUAUAACUUUAUUUUUUAA